Molecule: messenger RNA, 3052 nt
Organism: Lathyrus oleraceus (garden pea)
Lineage: Eukaryota; Viridiplantae; Streptophyta; Magnoliopsida; Fabales; Fabaceae
Product: peptidyl-prolyl cis-trans isomerase CYP95
Exons: 14
Coding region: 262-2667 (801 amino acids)
Biological process (GO): protein folding; protein peptidyl-prolyl isomerization
Cellular component (GO): cytoplasm
Molecular function (GO): peptidyl-prolyl cis-trans isomerase activity; cyclosporin A binding
Source: RefSeq, a predicted model, not a curated record
UAAUAGCUAUUUGGAACUAGUAUUUAUUUAUUCAAUAAAUUGUAAAAGAAUAAAAUAAUCGAGGAAAAUAUUCUGAAACGCGGAGAGGGAUAGCGGAGUAAAUUCACGCUCCAGUUAGAACUAGUUGAACUGGUAGAAAGCUCAUUUUAUAUACCUAAGCCCAGAUUUUCACUUCGCAUUCUCUUCUCUUAUUCUCUCUUUUGUGGUUCAGUUAUCAAUUGGUGGUUAAUUUGGUUUAGAUUUUGAUCAGUAAGAAACACUAUGGCUAAGAAGAAGAAUCCUAUGGUGUUUAUGGAUGUGUCUAUAGAUGGGGAUCCUGCUGAAAGAAUGGUUUUUGAGCUUUUCCAUGACGUUGCUCCAAAGACUGCUGAAAAUUUCCGUGCACUGUGUACCGGAGAAAGAGGAGUCAGUCCUAAUACUGGAAAAUCACUGCACUACAAGGGUUCUUUUUUCCAUCAAAUCAUAAAAGGCUCCAUUGUGAAGGGUGGUGAUUUUAUCAAUCGAAAUGGGACUGGUGGAGAAAGCAUUUACCCCAAGUUCCCAGAUGAGUCUCCUAAGCUAAAGCAUGAUUCUCUAGGCCUUCUAUCCAUGGCAAUUGCUGAUCGUGACACUCUUGGUUCACAUUUUAUCAUCACUUUGAAAGCUGAUCACCAUCUGGAUAGGAAGCAUGUAGCUUUUGGCAAACUUGUGCAAGGGUAUGAUGUAUUGAAGAAAAUUGAAGAUGUGGGUGAUGAAGAAGGACUCCCAUCCGUAACUGUUAAAAUAGUUAAUAGUGGUGAACAUAAUGAGGAUGGUAAGAAGACUCACAAGUCAAAAAUUGGAAGGAAUGGAUCUACUGAAGCCAUUAGUCAUGAAGUGCGGAGGAAGGGAAAACAUAGAAAGUCUUCAGGAGACAGAAGGAAAAAGAGAAAACAUUACUCAUCAGAAUCAGAUAGUUCCUCAGAUUCAGACACAGAAUCUUCAGAAAGUGACACUGACUCUGACUCGGAUUUGUCCUCUUCAUCUUACACUAGCUCUUCUAGUGAUGAUAGGCGAAGGAAGAGAAAGAGAUCCAGGAAAGAUAAACAUAGACAUGGAAAAAGAAGAGAUAAACGCCGAGAAAAGAAGCGAAGGAAACUAGAUAAGCGAUCAAAACGUAAAUCAAAGAGGGAGUCAGACAGUCAAACUGAUACAGAUAGUGCAAGUAAGAGUAACGAUAGCUCCAAUGGCCUAGGUCUUGAUACUCAAGGGAAAAUUCAAAAGCAUGAAGAUCAUGCUCAGAGAAAUGCCGAAGUCCAGUCAUCCUCAGUUUUGGAGAAAGAAUCAUCUCCUAUGAAUCUUAAAAAGAGGGAGGAGCUGAGCAAUGUAGAGGAUGGAGAAUUCCCGAAGGAAAAUGGAGCGCAGCGUAGCAACGGCAUUGGGGCCAACCAUAGAUCUGACAGAUACGAAGAGAGGCAGCCUGACGUGAUGGAUGAUAAUCCAGGAAAAUCUAGGAGUCGAAGCAUGAGUCCUAAGCAAACCGUGAGCAAGAGUAUGAGUAUUAGUCCCAAGCGUGGGAGCAAAAUCCCAAGCAUUAGUCCAAAAGAGAGGUUGAUCAGAAGUCCAAGUGGUAGUAGAAGCCCUCAUGCUCCGUCACAGAGGAGUUUGAGCAGGAGUCCUGUUAGAAGCAUCAGCAGAAGCCCUGUGAGAGGGAGGAAGGGGAGAAGUAUCAGUAGAAGCCCUGUGAGAGGGAGGAAGGGGAGAAGUAUCAGUAGAAGCCCUGUGAGAGGGAGGAAGGGGAGAAGUAUCAGUAGAAGCCCUAUGAUAACACACAUUCAUAGAAUUGUUAGCAAGAGCCCUGUGAGAAGUCCUGACCGCAGAAGUUUUAGCAAGAGCCCUGUGAGAUCUAUUUCUCAAAGUCGUAGGAGCAGGAGUUCUGCUAGAGUAUCAACACGAAGAACAGUCAGUAGGAGUCCUGUGAGAGUGUCAAGAAAGAGCUUCAGCAGAAGUCCAAUUAGAUCAUCUGCCAGAAGUCUCAGCAGAAGUUCUGGCCGAGCUCCUUUGAGAAGCAUUAGCCGAAGUCCUGUUAGAUUGGCAGGGAGAGGCAAUCACCGCAGCUAUUCCAGGAGUCGUAGCCCUGUCCGUAGGGCAAGGACACCACAAGAGAGGAGUCUGUCAAGGAGUGUGUCACCUGAUGCUUCACCAAAACGUAUCAGGAGAGGAAGGGGUUUCAGUGAACGAUACUCUUAUGCUAGAAGGUACAGAACCCCCUCCCGGUCUCCUGUCAGGUACCGCUCCCGGUCUCCUGUCAGAUACCGCUAUAACGGAAGGAAUGAUCGUGACAGAUAUUCUGGAUACAGAAGGUACUCCCCAAGGCGUAAUAGGAGCCCGCUGCCACGGAGAAGAACUCCACCAAGGUACCGAAGUAGGAGAAGCAGGACACCAUCUGUAUCAUGCAGCCCACCUCACCGUUCUCGACGGUAUAGCCCAAGCCGUAGCCCGGUUCGCCAUCGCUCACCUCCUCGUGUGAAUAGGCGCAUGUCAUCAUCCCUUAGCAGGAGUCCAUCUCGAUCCAGGUCUUCUGUGGAAUCACAGUCUCCAAGGAAAGCAAGCAAAGAUAACAGGUCAAGGUCUUCUUCUAGAAGCUCAGAUGGAGGGAAAGGCUUGGUGUCUUACGGAAAUGGCUCUCCUGAUUCAAGCCAAAAGUGAAAUGCCAAAUUCGGACUGUUCAAAGCCGUCAUCUUAAAUGAGCUGGAGCCUUUAAUUUCUUAAAACUUCACAUACUGCUUUACCUGCUUGCUGGAAUUGGUGAAUGUUACAUUGUUACAUAUUCUUCAUGAACCAAGUUAGGAAUUUGUAGUGAGUUGAAAUAUCAUAGCUAUUAGAAUAAGUCUGACUAAACAUGCCAUAUGCAGUUUUAGCUGUGGAGUUGGGGUUUAUCCAAUAUUUCUUGUAGUAAGUAGCAUGAGUUUAAUUGAUGGAGAGAUUUGGCCAAUCCUUUAUGGUGGGGGGCAUGCGAAUUAAUUCUAUGGGUGUGUGAGGAUAUUGGUCAGUAUAUCUCUAUAUCAAUUAUUAAAUCAUGGAUAUUUUGUUA